This is a messenger RNA of Ceraceosorus bombacis, 457 nucleotides long. The record is from the annotation of a GenBank genome assembly. Lineage: Eukaryota; Fungi; Basidiomycota; Exobasidiomycetes; Ceraceosorales; Ceraceosoraceae.
AUCGAAAAUGGGCAUGCAAUUAUUUCCAGCAGAACCAGCAUAGGCUCGAAUAAGGUCGAGUGUCUAUCAGAGUUGGUGAAGCUUACGCAACAGCAGCAAUUUGUUCUUGCCAAUAGUACAAGCUGGUGUUAGCCUGAAAGAUUGCAAAGCUGCCCCGAGGUUUCCGCAUUGAGCGUCGCAGGCAGAUUGAAAAGAGCGAAGUCGAGAUGCUCUGCAACGCGGGCGAAUUUCCACUCGGACAAGGGCCAUCUGCUAGCGAUCGAGGAUUUGCAAGAAUAUUCCCUCAGCAAUGGCAUUGGAAGUCUCGAGCCCUGCUUUUCUGGGUGAGCUUCGAGAUGGUGAACUCGAGGCGCGCGCGUCAAAGUGCGCUAGACGGCCAGCUGCACAUUGUGAGCGCACAGUGCUACGGUGGUGCGUAGCGCCGAGUAGGCAUGAUCAGAGGCGAAUUGUGCAAAAG